Messenger RNA from Colletotrichum destructivum, 1052 nucleotides. RefSeq names its product Putative extracellular membrane protein, CFEM. The transcript is spliced from 2 exons. The record is from RefSeq and is a predicted model, not a curated record. The coding region runs from base 214 to 777 and encodes 187 amino acids. NCBI's taxonomy places the organism in Eukaryota, Fungi, Ascomycota, Sordariomycetes, Glomerellales, Glomerellaceae.
CAAAAAAGACAAGACUGGGCUCUCAGGGGUGGGCGUCGGCCCUUACCGAUGCCAGCUGUGUCUACAGACUUAUAAUGCUCACUCAACCCCUACGCGCGAGGAUUGGGGGGAAAGGGAGAUCGUCCCUUCUCUCUUCCUCUCCAUCCCGCUCACCCUAUCACCAACAAGCGUCGAGAAUCAACCACUCGAGGUCGUUUGCACAACACUGUCAAGAUGAAGUACUCCUACGUCCUCCUGGCCACCGCCGGCCUCGCCGUCGCCCAGCAAAAGUUCACCGACGUUAUCCCCAAGUGCUCCGUCGAGUGCCUCACCCAGGCCGUCAAGGACGGCACCAAGUGCAGCAGCAUCGACGACUCGGCCUGCAUCUGCGAGGCCACCAACUACCGCAACAUCUACACCGUCGGUGUCCCCUGCGUCCUCCAGUCCUGCCCCAGCGACGUCGCCACCGGCGAGCUCCUCCCCGCUGCUGCCAAGUUCUGUCGCGAGGUCACCAACGGCGCCUCGGUGCCUCCCGUCGAGUCCGCCUCCGCCGCCGUCUCAUCCGCCAUCGCCUCUCUCUCCUCCGCUGCUGCCUCGGCAUCGGCUUCCGCAUCGGCCUCUGUGUCUGCUGCCGCUUCCGGCGUCACUACCUCUGCCUCCGUCACCUCCGCCCCCACUGCCGCCGCUUCCGGCUCGGGUGCCGCUGCUACCAGCACGGCUCAGCCCGCCGCCGCCCCCGCCAUGGGCUCUAUGGGCACGUUCGGUAUGAUCGCUCUCGGUGCUCUCGCCGCCUUUUGAAAGGGCUGAGGGGAUUGUUGUACAUAAAGGGUCGAUAAAGGGAUAGGUGUCGGGAAAGACGCAUGUACACUUGAGACUCUGUUCACGAAAUAAUAAUACGUCAAUAAUCAAUCAGAGCGUGUAUGGGAAUUGCAAAUGGUCAUGUUCGUGUCUCGGCAACUUGGUCACUGGACCAGCACAGCUCUCAAUUCAUAUGGCCACAUUUGCAAUGGAUCUACCCUCGGCUUCUCAUGCGUAACGAGAUUGCUCGUCUUAUAGCGGAACGGUGCUUGAGG